UGCAGUGCAUCGCCGAUCCUGAGGAGAAAGCCACCGAAGGAUGCCCGUCUUUCAGGUGAGAUUCAGCGGGAUAUAAUGAUAAUUAAUCUAAAGUGAAGGCAGACAGACGUUCCCGAGCGUCUCCCGCUUACAGCUGAAGGGAAGGACACUGACAGGAAGAUGCUAACAGUAUGCGGUGACUGAGACUGUGGCCUGAAGGCACAGUGGAUCAGGUGGCGGCAGCAGCAGCACCAGUCAGCAGGCAUCUAGCUUAGAUGAAGAAUGAAGAGCCCGGUGCACAGAUGCAGGGAUGUGGAGCACGGGCGGGGGCAGGGCGGGGCCGGGGCUGGUACCACCACCACCUGCCUGCAGGCCGAGCAGCGUAUCCCUAUCUCCAAAGACGUCAUCACUUCCUCCUCUGCCUCCGCCAUGUGGUUUAUCAGGGACGUCUGUGGCAUCGUGUGCGCCGUCAUCACCUGGCUGCUGGUGUUGUACGCGGAGUUCGUGGUACUGUUUGUGAUGCUGCUGCCAUCCAAGAAUCUGACGUACAGCAUUGUGAAUGGGACCCUGUUCAACAUUUUGGCCUUCCUUGCCCUUGCCUCACACCUCAGGGCCAUGUGCACUGACCCUGGGGCGGUGCCAAAAGGGAACGCUACUAAGGAAUACAUAGAAAGCCUUCAGCUGAAACCAGGGCAGGUGGUCUACAAAUGUCCCAAGUGCUGCAGCAUCAAGCCUGACCGAGCACACCACUGCAGUGUUUGCAAACGCUGCAUACGGAAGAUGGACCACCACUGCCCCUGGGUCAAUAACUGUGUUGGGGAGAACAACCAAAAGUACUUUGUGCUUUUCACAAUGUACAUUGCACUCAUCUCUCUCCACGCUCUGCUCAUGGUGGUCUUCCAUUUCCUCUACUGCUUUGAAGAUGAUUGGACAAAGUGCAGUUCCUUCUCUCCUCCAGCAACAGUCAUCCUCCUCAUACUCCUGUGCUUUGAGGGUCUCCUCUUCCUCAUCUUCACCUCUGUGAUGUUCGGCACCCAAGUCCACUCCAUCUGUACCGACGAGACCGGCAUAGAGCAGUUGAAAAAGGAAGAGAGAAGAUGGGCUAAAAAAACUAAGUGGAUGAACAUGAGGGCGGUAUUUGGACACCCUUUCUCCAUAUUGUGGUUUAGUCCCUUCUCCACCCCUGACCAUGGGAAGGCUGAGACCUAUCAGUAUGUGGUGUGAGAGCUCAGCGCAGGGAACGAGGCGGCUGGGUCAGAGCCAGAGUGGGAACCCUGCCUGGCUGCAUAGAGCUCUGCUAUGGCAGUCUGUCGCUCCCAGCGCUGAACAUGAUUUACAUUGUAUCUCCCACACUAGCCAUGGACAGCUUUCCUUCUGCUUUUUGUUUUGCCAUCUAAGUGCGCUAUACGUUUGUAUUUUUGUGUUGCCUUGAGUGAGUUGAGUUGCAGAGAAAAAGAAAGCACUUUCAGUUUGUGAAUCCUGUUUGAAAUCACUGUGAUAAAUCUGUUUUUUUCCUGAGCUGUUUCUAUUUCUGUUGUUGUUUCAGAAGCCUUCUCUUUUCUUGCACUGUGUUUACUCUUGCUUUCCCUUAAAGAGUCAGUUCAGUUAAAUUCCAAAAAGAACACAUUUUCUCCUGUCUCCAAAGUGGUGUCUGGCUGUGCUGAUAGUUUUAGUUUUAAGAAAAUAACCCCUGAAACUGCCGCCCCAUUUCAAUGGAAGAGAAUGGAAUUUAGUAUAAAGCUGCCUCGUAGAGUUACUUUCAUUAUCGAUAACUCUGCUAAAUAUUUUCUUUGAGAAUAUAAGUGCGCCUCACAUUUUCAUGCUUUCUUUCAAAUUGUUUUGUUCAACCAACAACAGUUCCACAAUCCAAAAGACAUAUAUUCAGUUAACUACUGGAGAUAAGGCAAACAUUUCAUUAAUAUUUGAGGAGCUGGAAGCUGUGCAUUUUUUAAUGUUUGCUUAAGAAAUUAUUGAACGAUUUUCAAAAUUGUGUCUUUGACUUAAAAGAAAUUGUUUCAGCUUUAGUUUCAUUUGUGGUCAAAAAAUUGAAAAAUGACAUCACAGAAACUGUGGCAAAUUGUUUUGUAGAGUCAGUAUCUUGGUUACUAAUGCAGUAAAUGCACAGACCUUAACAGGCGUAAAACACAAACAGAAUGAGCCUUAGCACCACAUUUCAAAGUGCUGUCCAUUUAGAGGUGGUGAAAUUUUAAUUUGUUUGUAGUUUUGUGAUGUCUUGCCUUUAAUCUUUUCUGUUUGCUUUGCAGACAGACUGCUGGCUAGCUGUGUCAACAUGUGGAAAUUAGGGAUGUUCCUGGCCACUAAUUUCCCUUUCAACUAAGCCAAAAUUUUAAUUAAGACAGUUAAACACUCAUAAAACACAAAAAUUUAGCACAAUUUAUUGUUAAGUAGUUGAAACAUUGUCCCAAAAAUAUUGUGUGCCCUUUGAAGCCUUUAAUCACAAACUUCAACAACCAUGUCGGAUUUUAAAUGCCGCUGGAGUACGAGAAACUUUGCGCCAUGUGGUAUGAAUGUGAACAUGAUGGCAACUCAGUCAAAAGUUAACCACUAACAUAACAUCUAGAAUAAAUAAAUUGCCUCUGAAAUGUGGGGCGCAUUGAACCUUGCAGAUUAUCCAACAAAAUGAUAGCAAUUCACUUUAAAGUAAAUAAAACAUCUAAUUUAUAACUAAACUCCAGCUGAAAUGAGAGGCAUUUUGCGCCGUGCAGCAUGAAUGUAAACCCUGCACAUUAUCUAACGACAACUCACUCAAGUUAACAAAUACUAUCACAUGUCAAAAAAGAUAAAUUGCUGCUGAAUUCAUUUUCUAGAUCAAACUGAUCACUGGUUUUGUGAGAGAACAUUUCUCCAAUUUCCUACCGUGCUGUUUUAAAACUCCAGUCUACUCGAGCAUUACCGCGGGGAGGAGGACUGCUGUCUGACUGCUCUGUAGCCCUCACUAGUGGCAAGCGGUUGCAUGACAGUUAAGCAACCUUGUGCAUGAAUAAAACACUAAUUGGUUUAAUCAACUAAUAUUUCUUGUGCUGACUAGUGAGGUGGUGGACGUUUAAUCAUAUAGACGACCAAUUGCAGGCAUCCCUCGCGGAAACGCAGUGCUCACUACCCACCUUUUGGUCUCCACUGGUUAGCCAAAGUUAGUUUUGGCCCCUUUGCACUGCACACCAUUCAGAUUGGAGCUAGCUUGCGGCAAUGCUCAUUGGGCAAUUACAGCUGGUACACCAUCCUGAUCCACUGUGGCAGAACGGCACCCUCUAGUCUCACCCAAGGUCACCCUUGUGAGUGUGCUGCCUAAUUUAAAGCUGUAAAACCACUUUAGCAUUGUUAACUAUGUUAGCACCACUAACUGUGCUAAAAGUGAUAACAUAGUGGCCAGUGGCUUGGGAUGGCAUUACCAGUUGUAAUCACCAAAUGAGUGGCAUCGUUAGCUACCCCCCAUCCGACUUGGGUGGUGCACAGUGCAGAGCAACAACUGUUAGCUAACCAGUGUAGCAUGAGUACUUUAUUAGCUGUGUUGUGGUACAGUAUAAAGUUAGUACUUCUGCUAAACUGACGGGUAGUAAAAUUAACCUACAGACCGACACGCAUAACUGGUCAAAAUACUCUUGGCCCUUAACUGAUUGAGAGUCAACUGUUGACAUCCCUAAUCCAGAGUAACCAGGACUUUGUUUCUGGUUAUACAAUUUGCCAUUGUUGACUGUUUUCGGAUUUUCAAAACAUUUAAAAUUACAUUCACCUCUACUGUACAAGGCUGAGUGCAGAAAAUUGAAUCCUGGAAAAGUAAAACCAAACUACCUGCCUGGCUACAUACUACUAGUGGUAAAUAAAAAAAUUUGUCUUUUUGUAAUGUAGUUGAACUGACCCUUUAAAUCAUUCUCUUUUCAGACAGUAAUCAGUAGUGUGUUUUUGAUCAAAUAAACCUUUUAAAUAGGUCCCCACUAGAAUGGAUUGGAUGAAUGGUUAGGCUACAGUAGGUUCAGGGUAACAGUCUCUAUAAUCACAUUCCUCAUGGGAGCCAUUCUGCAAACAGAUCCAUUCUUAGGCCGACCCUUUUAAAUGGUGCCAAAUACAGCACGUAACAGAACAGUUUGCCAUCAUUAUUGUGGAUGUUUGGUUAUUUAUGAUUGUAAAAAUAUUUUAAAUGCACCCAGUUGGGCAAAAAAAGGUUAUUUUUCUGCUAAAAGUCAAGUUGUGGCUUGUUAUCACCCAUUUUUACACUUAGAGACGCACCAAUCCCAUGUUUUCUCCUGAUACCUCAGCUCAGGGCAUCUGCCAGUAUCAACUCCCGAUGUAAAUACCAGUGCUCUGUUUUUUCCUUUUCCUUGGGAUCAUUUUUACGGUGCCUCCAAACAUAAAGUACCCAGUAUUUACUGUAAAUACUGAGAUCCAACCCCCUAGUUAAAAUGCAUCCAAGAACCCACAAGUAAAAAUCACUGAUAAUGUUAUUGGUGGGUAAAUUGAGUGUUGCAAGUGUCCUCAACCCACCUGUGUGAGACAGGUCAGUAUCUUAUACAGUGACCUUGUUGUAUUUGAGCCCUCUGGGAAAAAAACUACAUACAAGGCCAAAAAGGUGCCACCUGCAUGUUACCCAAGUGUGGAACAUUCUCCCUGAUUCCUCUCUGAUACAUGCUCGACUAGAACAAAGCGUUUGUUAGAGGGCAGAGCUGUUUUUUUUUUAAAAAAGCUUAAACAAGCCAGGAAUAUUUGUUCAUUUCUCCAAACAAAAUCAAUCCUGAAACAAAUUGCCAGCUUGCUUUUGUUGUGGCAGGUUUUGCUGAAUCAUUUUUGCAUUGCUCAAUGAGGAAAUGGUUUCAGUCAGUACAAAUGUCAAACCUCGUUUUGUUUUUCCAGCAGCUAAUCACAGUUGUCAGAAUGUUGCCGGUAGAGUUAGCAGGCUGUCAACAACCAUACUGCAACAUACCGUAAAACUUGAAUUAAAAGCCAAGCCACAGUUACACCUAGUUCCUUUUACUAAGCGGGUUUGGCUACACGUUUUGACAUGCUGGACUGGCUGCCUCUGAUUCUGCCAAUUAGUUUAUUUUUAUAUAACUUCUUUGGAUGUAUAAAACCUCUUUAAGUCUACUGAGGAAAGGGUGACCUACUUGAGCUAAUUCUGAGCUGCUUAGAUUGCACAUACAAAUGUAAAUGUUUAAACUCUUGUCCAUGUGGACAUGCUACGCAUCGUUAGCUUGAUUAGAUCCUCCACAAUCCAGGCAUUCAGUUCAUUUUACUGAAACCACCACCACCAAAGUACAAUUCAUUCAGAUUUACAGGCAUGGUAAAAGAGAGAUGAAAAAAGUAGUGACUCCCCACCCUAGGAGCAGUUAUAGUGUCUAAAUAUGCCUCCAUUCCUCAGUUAAAUAUUUAUAAUCUUUUAGGCUGUAAGAGUCCUCAGAUCAAAAGCAUCAGAACAGUUUUUCAUAAAAAAUAAUCCAAGUUAUGAAUAUUGGCGUGUAAAGUCCAUUGCUCACUGACUGUGACCGUACUUUUAACUGACAAACAAUAUUUUCUCCUCUUCCUGCGCUGCGUUGUUGGGUACACUUGUUUUCGUUACCUUGCUGGCUACAAAAUGAAAAUGUACCCACCUUUCUCUGCUUAGUUUUCACUCCUUUCUCACUGCGUUUCUCUUUCUGCAAUAAAUCUUUUUUGGUUUUCUUCCUCUCUAAGGUAGGCUACCUGUAUUUUGAUGCAUCUCUUUCUCUCUCAGUGCAUGAGAAUGGCCUAACAUCAGAUGCGCUGUCUCUUAGAGCUAGACCAAAUGAAUGAUACAUAAUUAAAUUGUGAUUAGAUAGUCUAAUUUUAUACAAGUAGUAUUCAUACUGAUUUCAAUAUACAAUGUGAUAUUAUUUCGCGUCUUUGCUGAGCAAGAGUUUUGUGCAGGAGAUUUAGGAGCUCAUCCUGUAUAACUCCUGUCUAAAACAUACACCGGUUGUUUACAGUGAUUGAAGCAAAUAAAAGCCUGGGAUAUUAAUUUAAGUUUUACGGUAUGCUCAUUCUCUCUUUUGUGAGGAAAAUUUUGGUGCCCCAUAGUAACACUAACGGCCCUGUGUGUGUGUGUUCAUGUGCUAUAAGCCCAUGUGGUGUGUUGAUAUUUUGAGUGUGUGCCAAAUGAAAUAAACCUCAGAAAGACAUGAUUAUUUGGGAAAGCUUUGAUAUGAAAUUCCUCAGAAAGGGACCUUGAUUUGACCUUAAAAAUGAAAGUUGUAUUUAAUCAUGUGUGGAGUCAAAGGGAAGCACCGUAUAAAAAUGUAUAACUCUGCAUACAUCUUCUCAUGCGGCAGCGGAACUUCAGCUUGAUAAAGCAUUUAACAAAGUAUUAACUUUCACCACUCACAUUUACACGUGAUACUAAAAAUGCUAAUUCGCACUUUGUAUUUCUCAUUUUCUCCUGUGUGAAUUGCUCUGUUCUGAAGUGUAUUUUAUUCUUCUAUUCUUUGUUUACAUGAUAUUUUAUGUAUCCUUUGUUAUCUGAAUGCAUGGUACAGAUGAAGGUUAGUUUAGUGAUGUAUGUGAAACACUGCUGGUAUGAUGAUGACGUCUCACUGGUGAGAGUGAUGGUGGAGAUGAUUUGUUUUUUACAGAAAUUUUAAUUCUUUCUAAAUAUUCUGAAGAUAUUUCAGCACAUGCGCAGAGAAUAAAUACUUCUCAGUUGCAAUGCAAAACUGUGUUUGCUUGCUUUUUUAAAAUGUAUUUAUUUCUCUUUGAUUGUAGACGGCCUGCUAUACCCAAAUGUGUUCAACAUUUUUUUUCAUGUUUAAGCUGUGCGUGGUAACUUUUAAAAUAACUUAUUGUCACAUUUGCUGAAACUGUCACUGUAUCCAUACCGUAGUACAUGAGACACUGUGAAAAAAAGGUGCUUCUAAUGGCAUUUCCAAAAAUCCACGGCACCUCAGCAAAAACAACCACAGAGUCUCUAACGCAGCUGUCAGUCAUGACAGUCACUGUGACCUGAUCAAACAUGAAUCAAUAUUCUGUUACUGCAUUGCCUAUUUCCCACUCUUAAAUGCUUUCAAAACAUAUUUUAGUGCACUGUUUAGCUGUAAAACAAGAAAGUAUGUGACCUGGUUGCCAUGUUGGAAACAGUUGAGCCAAAAUGAAGCACCACCCACCAGCAAACUUUCUCAUUUUACAGCUAAACAGUAUGUUGAAAUAUGUUUCUGAAAACAUCUGAGGUGAGAAACAGGCAACACAGCAACAGAAUCUUGAUUAAUAUUUAAUCAGCACACUGCCUAGUUUGACAGUUUGACCGCAGCAGUGAUUGAUAUGAUUAUCAGCCACGUUAGAGACUCCUGCUGGCUGUGAUUGGUUGUUUUUAUUCAGGCCUGGUGUAGUGACAGUUUCAGCAUAUAUUCUUUUCUUUUCUUUUUUUUUUUUUUUUUU
Epinephelus fuscoguttatus (brown-marbled grouper) is the source of this 7374-nucleotide messenger RNA. It is a transcript of the gene zdhhc3a, whose product is annotated as zinc finger DHHC-type palmitoyltransferase 3a. Gene Ontology annotation, cellular component: Golgi apparatus; endoplasmic reticulum. The transcript has 7 exons. Gene Ontology annotation, molecular function: protein-cysteine S-palmitoyltransferase activity. The coding region runs from base 262 to 1203 and encodes 313 amino acids. Lineage: Eukaryota; Metazoa; Chordata; Actinopteri; Perciformes; Serranidae. The record is from RefSeq and is a predicted model, not a curated record. Gene Ontology annotation, biological process: protein targeting to membrane; peptidyl-L-cysteine S-palmitoylation.